This is a messenger RNA of Phyllotreta striolata, 3753 nucleotides long. The record is from the annotation of a GenBank genome assembly. NCBI's taxonomy places the organism in Eukaryota, Metazoa, Arthropoda, Insecta, Coleoptera, Chrysomelidae.
AUGAGCUGGUUUGAUGCUGCUGGCCUUGCCAACAUUGCCAAAUCCGCUUUGAAGGAAGCCCAAAGGACGAUAGAUAAAGCGUUAGAUAUCAAAGAAGAUGAUCCGACAGUCGUUCCUGUUAAUACGCCCGUCGAUCCCAACUCGGAAGAUUUCUUCGGUACUUGGGGUGCAAUACAACACAGUUCGAAACAAGAUAUCAAAAAGCCUAUGAUAGGUAAAGCUUCGAAGGAUAAUAGAACUUCUGGCAGCAUUUGGGGCUCCUUUACUGGCUCGUUCUUUGAAAACGCAAACGAACAAGAAGCAAGCAAAUCAGAUUCUAUCACCAGCUUAGAUGACACUCUGGAUAGCGUAGAACCUUUUAGUCAAAGCAAACUAGUCGUACAAAAUGUUGAAGACGUAGAUAAUCAAUUAAUUGGCCUCACUCAAAGCGAGGAAACUAUAAACAAUGCUAAAAACACAACGCUUGCUAAGACUAGUGAUGAAAUCACUGUUAAUUUACUCGAAAAUGAUCCAAGUGGUGAAAAUUCAAUUGCAGGUGACAGGGAAUUACAAUCUACUUCACAAAAUAGGUUGUCAGUGUUGAGUGCAGAAAGUACUAAAAAUAGUUCGGAAAGUGCUGAUAUUAUUACAUGCAGUACUGAUUAUAUGACCAGUCCCGAAUCCGAAAUGCUAUCUACUGCUAUAUCUUCUUCUAGUUCAGCCCUAGGAUUUCAACCUGCGUCAGAUUCUGUAGAAAUAUUGGGAGAUAGUUUAACGAGUCCUAGUUCUGUUGAAAUAAUCGGUACUAACAGCACAAACAGCCGGCGACAAUCCGAUUACACAGACGAUGUCGAGGUGGUUUCUCCUACAUCACCUUGGCCCGAAGAAGAAAAAUACCACUCGGUGGAUAAAUUGUCCCCGGAAAGCGUCGAAAUAAUCCAAGAAGAUCAGGACGAGAACAGCAUAGCCGAAGACACGAUGUCCUACACCUCCGUGUCCGAAAGCACUUCGGCUACAGUACUCGACACGGCUCUUAACGCCCACCUUAGGCCGCAAAAGAUGCUUAAAGACACUUUCGGUUUGCAGGAAACUGUGAACGAACGCGACCUUAACACGAAUUAUAAUUACCUCGACGCGAUUACGAGAGCGCCCAGCAGGAGCACGAUGCAAUUGCCUUUAACGCAAGUUUUAAUCGACACUCAACCGCAGAGCGUCAAGCAAGAAUUACCGGAUAUUCUACAAAAAACUAACGUAAUAGAUAUUCCUUUGGAAUCGGAUAACGCUAGUUCUAGUGAAAACCAAAUGGAUAUUUCCACGGACGAGAGUUCGCAGUCGGAUAAAACGAUCACAGCUAGCGAUAAUAUAAUGGAAAGCAGCAGCGAUACUUCUACUACAACGGAAACGAGCAGCAAGUCCGCUUAUUUGAAAAGCCUACUAGCAGAUGCGAUGACGGAAAAAAGCGGAUCCGAUCAACAGAGCUCCCCGAAAACCACAGAUUCUAGUCAAAAAUACCUAUUAGAAAGCAUCUCGCUUUCUUCCACGGAAGCCAUACCUCGGGAGAAUUCUUCCAUCAGCUCGGAAAGUCGAUCGGACUUGGUGAAAAUCGGGUCAGAUCACACAUCCGGGCACACGUCCGGAGACGAAUUAGAAACGACCACUUCCUCGGACAUCGAAAUCAUCUCCAGUCCUAACGGUGAUUCGAGCAGCACGCAAAGCAGGCAAAGCCCCGCCAAGCAGACUUCAAUGCAAUGCAAAACCUCCUACAGCGCCGGCGAUUCGUUACUCAACAAAGUAACCGGCAAGAAAGUAAAAGGCCACACUAGGGAGUUGUCAGAAGCGUCCAGCAUCAGCGACGAUCUGCACCCGCCCGAAGUCGACAGGCUGCUGAAGAAGAUAGCGGAAAUCACCGAGAUUCUGGAAUCGAGGGAGUCGAAGCUGAUCGAUCUGAAUAGGAGGAACGCCGAGUUGCAGGAGCAAAACGGCGCUCUGCGUUCGCAGCUGAACGCGAUCGUCAAUCAGCAAUUGGAAUCCGCCGAUUUGUCGCAGGUGACCGAAGAGUACACCCAAAGAAUGUCGGCGUUGGAGAAGAAAUUCCAGCAGGCCAUUCGCGAGAAGGACGGCUUGAGAAAGCAAUUGGACCAGUUGAAAUUGGAGGCGGCGAGCCGCAUGAGCAAAGGCGAAACCGACAGUUUGAUAGCCGAAAAGGACGAAAUCAUCAAGGAACUGAGGGAGGAGGGCGAGAAAUUGUCCAAGCAGCAAUUGCAACAUUCCAAUAUCAUUAAAAAGCUGCGAGCCAAGGAGAAGGAGCACGAGAACUCCAUUAAGCAUCUGAGGGAGAGCGUUGAAAGUCUAUCCACUGAAUCCGAGAGAUUGAAGAAGUCCCUCGCGGCCAAAGACGAGGUAGAAAGGACCCAAAUAGAAGCCGUGCACCAAUUGACUUCCAAAAAUAAAAAACAAGAAGCCGAAAUUAACAAGCUGAAAGGGCAAUUGGACGAUUUGACGCAGAAGUACGAUACCAGCAAGAAAUCGUUAGAUGCCGCUAAAAAGGAGCUUCAAGAAAAAACCAGGGCCAGUUCGGAACUGCAAAUGCGAGAACAGCUGCUCGAUUCGUUGGAAGAUCAAAAGAAAUUGACCGAAACUCAAAAUUCCGAGCUUUUAAACCAAUUGGAUGAUUUGCGGCAACGACUGAGACAGUGCGAAGAAGAUAACGGUAAAAACGAAGAAAAAUUCAGGGAAGAAAAACGCAAAUUACUGAAAAAAUUGGAGCAAGCUGAAGCAAGAAACGAAGAAUUAAGUCAAUCCGUACUGGAAGUCAGCAAACCCCUAAUCCGCCAAUUGGAUUCACUCCAAGCGACCCACUGCAUGAAAUUGGCCAGUUUCGAAAAGAUCGAAGAGGAAUUAACCCUAAAAAUAACGGAGUUACAAACGAAAUUACAAAACUCCUCCAGCUCGGAGAGAUCGAUCAGAGACGAAUGCGUCCAAUUGCGCUCGAAAUUCUCGGAGCUGGACAGCCAGUUGGGCAGCAGUCGCCACAAAAUCGAACUCCUAGAAAUGGAAUUGCAACAGAAACACGCCGAGCACAUUAUGAAAGAACAAGAACUCACCAGCAAAGUCGACACUUUGAACGCUUCGAUUAGAAGCUGUAAGGAAACCAUCGCCGAAAAGGAGAAGGAAAUUAGCGAUUUGCAGCAUUUGUUAAACAUCGAAAAGGCUACAUCAGAGUCGGAGAAGAAACCGAACUUCGCUGUACAGGAGCAAGACAAUUCUAAUAACCCGCCCGAUCGUAAAAUAUCGCGCACAAGCAACAGCUCGCCUACGUUGAGCUUGGGCAAAGGCUCCGUCGCCGGUUCUAUGACGGGUUCGUUCUGGUCUCAAGACGAGCCGUUCGACAUCGGCGCCACGCCUCGCUACACGAACAUGUUCGAGAUGCAGAUGCUCCAGUCGAACUUGAAGCAGCGCGACGGGGAGCUGCAGCAGCUGCAGUGGGAGCUCCAUCGACGCGAGCAGGAGCGUUCGCUGUUGAACAACGAGAUAUCCGCGCUGUUGACGCGAUUGGAGGACCUGGAGGGGCGCGUGGCGGAUCACGACGGUUUGAAGUCGAAGUUCACGGAGCUGGAGCAGCAGUACGAGACGUUGUGCCAGUUGUACGGGGAGAAAGUGGAGCAGAACGAGGAGCUGAAAUUGGAUCUGGAAGACGUGAAGGAUAUGUAUAAGGGUCAGAUCGAUGAGUUGCUGCGUCAGCAGAGGCGCAGCGCCGCUGCUAGUAGUACGUAG